This is a messenger RNA of Gadus chalcogrammus (walleye pollock), 2793 nucleotides long. RefSeq names its product flavin-containing monooxygenase 5-like. The record is from RefSeq and is a predicted model, not a curated record. Gene Ontology annotation, molecular function: N,N-dimethylaniline monooxygenase activity; NADP binding; flavin adenine dinucleotide binding. The coding region runs from base 1681 to 2511 and encodes 276 amino acids. Lineage: Eukaryota; Metazoa; Chordata; Actinopteri; Gadiformes; Gadidae. The transcript has 5 exons.
UGGAAAACCAUUUUUCAAGUCUAUCUGUUGAGGCAAAUGUAUUCUGUCUGCAGUCACCUAAUAUUUAAUAUUAUCCACAUGGGUGAAAAAUAUCCUCAAACAGCCUGUCCCUAUUAUGUUUGAGUGUCCCAUGGGGUAGGCUAGGUUUUUCAGAUUCUAUGCAAAUUUACAGCAUAACUUGGUCCUUAUACAGCGCAACAGUGAAUGUCCCCUUUUUGAACUGCUCUGGUUCUGGAAGUUCAUUUCCCAUCCAUGUUCUCCAUUGACUUUCAGAAAAUAAUUUUACAAAUUUUCCUUCCUUGGGUAGCCAAACUUGUUGUCUACGCCUCAUCCAAGUUACUCAGUCAAUGAGAGGCAGAGUAGGGCGGGUCACGACUUCGCCCUUUGUCUGCUAAACUUGUUUGCUGCGAGCCACACUUCCAGGCAGCAUGGAGAACACAAACACUGUAAGCAACUUUUUUUUUUUAAAGUAAUUAAGCAAAUGAUAAGGUUAGCUUGUCAACCUAAAGAGUAAGUGAUUCUACUGUUUCAGCUGGAAUUCGAACUCUGAGAUAAAAACAUUUUUAUUUUGGGUUGGGAGUUUGAGGAAAGAGGGGGGCGUGUAAUCCCCAUGGUUACGACCCAUGAAAACGAACAAGCAAAGUUGUAUGUAAAAUGAGGCCCCCACACCAUAGUUUAAUGCAAUAUACAUACAAUAUAACGAUAUAGUGGGAAGCCUAACCUUCACUCGGACACGGAUCUGAAAUGAAUUGCUGCUUAGACGGCGCUUCACCAUACACACACACCGUAACGUUAUACUAUAAGGGUCCGAAAGCUCAAUCUUCUCUCGGAAGCCAUGUCUACACACGGUGUCCUUUGUGUUUCAGGGAGAAUGGCAAGAAAAAACAUAGGAUUUGAACUUUUUCCCUAAAUUUGGAACUUAUUUCAUUCACAGAGAUAAAAAGGCAUAGAUUACUAUGUCGACGAUCAUAGAAAAACUAAUUAACACGUCAGGUUUUAGUUAGCCAUUACGGUUCUCCAUUGACCUGCACGGCCGAUACAAGAGUUUGUAUCUAACCCAUGCCGUGUUGUCUGUAGGGCUGGUUAGAUUAACCGCUAAUUGUUAUGAACAAGGUUGAACAAGUCUGUGUUCUUCUUUCUAAACUUAACUGAGUAUUGAUAUCAGGAGAAUUACUUAUUUAAUUGAAAUGUUUGAUGCUUCAUAUAGUAGGUCUGAAAAUCCCUGACAAUCUUUUAUGUGUAACUUAAACAGAAUUUGUUUAGAAAAUGGGAAGGGACCUGGGCACCGUGCAUCACUAAUUGUCGUUAUUUUCCGUAAAAAAAAAUCCCCUUUUUGAGCCAUCAGCAGUUUGCAAGCCUGCAAUUAAAAGGGGAAUGCAUAUAAUGGGUCAUUUUUCAAUAUUUUGAUUUUGGGAAAUGUGAUUAUCAAUAUGCUUAUAUAUUUUUAAACAUAUCCAACACCCCCACUGUUCAGUGAGUCGAAAUUGCAACACUGCAGUGUCCAAUUAAAUUAGUCAAUUUAAUAUUAACUCUUUAACCAAUUUCUUUACCAACUCUGGCUUUGAAAGCUACCUUUGACCUCAACUUUGAUUUUUCUUUGACUUCUAGUAAAACACAAGGUAUCAGCUUUAGGUUUGGCAUUUUAUCCCUUACCCUCAAAACAACACAUCUGCUGCGGAGAUGGUGCAGAGGGUGGCUGUGGUUGGAGCGGGUCCCUCUGGGCUGACCAGCAUAAAGGCCUGUCUGGACGAGGGUCUGGAUCCCACCUGCUUUGAGAGCAGCAAUGACAUCGGCGGCCUGUGGAGAUUUAAGGAACAGCCAGAGCCUGGCAGAGCCAACAUCUACCACUCUGUGGUGCUCAACAGCUCCAAAGAGAUGAUGUCAUUCAGCGACUUCCCCAGCCCUGCGGACUUCCCCAACAACAUGCACCAUUCUGAGGUGCUUCUGUACCUGCGGCUCUACACCCAGGCCUUCAAGCUGCUGCCACAUAUACACUUCCAGAAAACAGUGGUGAGUGUGAGGCAGAGGCCAGACUUUCCUGUGACAGGCCAGUGGGAGAUAGAAACAGAGGAGAAACCAGGGCAGAGGGAAACUCAUGUCUUCGAUGCUGUGAUUGUCGGCUCUGGGCAUUUCACAAAGCCUCAUCUACCACUUCACGACUUCCCAGGCAUUGAGAGAUUUGAUGGGAAAUACUUCCACAGUUGGGAAUAUCGCAAUGCUGACAGUCUGCAAGGGAAAAGAGUGGUCGUGAUUGGGAUUGGAAAUUCUGGCGGCGAUAUUGCAGUCGACAUAAGUAGAGUUGCAGAAAAGGUGUAUCUCAGCUCCAGAAGUGGGGCGUGGCUGGUCGGCCGUGUGGCGGAAGGGGGGCUCCCUUGUGACCUGGUGGGCACUUCACGCUUCGACCUAGCGCUAGCGGGCUUACUGCCUACAUGGAGCGCUAAGGCGUUUGAGACCAAGCUGAACCGGGCGUUUAACCACAGCCUCUAUGGCCUCCAGCCUCAACACGGGUAACCAGUGCAAAGAAGAGCUAGACGCUAAGAGCUUCCACAGGUCCAUCUCUAAAUUCAUUCCUAGGCAUUCUGAUCUCAAGAGGGAAUGCCUGGAACUUAAAAUGUUGGUUAUUUUUGAGAGAGAGAGAGGGCAGGUCUUUUGAGCAUGCUUCGGAAGGAGGGAUUUCCGUUUCAGUUCCAUGGGUUUUGCGGCACAAGGCGAGAAAGUGACAAUCGUUUCCAUCACAGUUUUUUCCAUAUUUAUUCCCUCUUCUCUUUAUUUUAUAUUCUUGUUGUUGUUCUU